AUGUCAGACUUCCUCACCUCCCCCUCUCCUUCUCCCCCUGCCCUCUUCCACUGCGACUACAGCGACUGGUCUCCCUCCUUCUCCAUCAUCCCGUCCGUCUACCUGCUGGCCUUUUUGGUUGGUUGCCUCGGCAACGGCCUGGUGUUGUGGGCCUACAUGGACCGACCCGAUGGAAGGGGAACCGGAAAGACCUGUUUCACUGGCCUGAUCAGAAUCAGACAGCAGAGCAUUAGCAACACUGGUGGAUCUCCUCAGAAGAAAACAGAUGGAUCUUCAUCAGAACAAAGACCCUCCUCUCACUCCUCUCACUCCUCCUCUCAUCCUCCCUACAUCCCCCGUCCCCCCCGCUCACUCACAGACUCCCUGAUAGCCAGCCUGGCGUUGGCUGACCUCUGCUUCCUCGUCACUCUCCCUCUGUGGGCGGUGUACACGGCCAUGGGCUACCACUGGCCUUUUGGGCAGCCCCUCUGCCAGAUCAGCAGCUUCCUCACGGCGCUCAACAUGUACGCCAGCGUGUUCAGUCUGAGCAUGCUCAGUGUGGAGCGGUACUGGGUUCUGACUGGGAGACGCCACUCCAGCCACCACGCCCCACAGAGCUGCCCCAGCAGGGCAUUGUGGGUACUUGGAGGGGUGUGGGUGCUGGCAGGGGUGCUGGCACUUCCUGGUUUGCUGCUGCGCUCUGUCAGGGAGCUGGACCCUGAGUCUUAUUAUGAUUAUGAAGAAAUUCAUCCUACCACUGACUCUGGAUCAGUCAUCCUCAUCUGCCAGAUGGAUUACUCCAUGCUGAUUGGAGCAGAUCUAGAGGAGGCGGAUCGAGAGAGGGCAGAGGUGUGGUGGGCGGCUGCUUUGAGUCUUAAAUCAACUCUAAUUGGCUUCCUGCUUCCUCUUGUCAUAUUGCUGGUCUGCUACUGCUCAUUGGCCCAGCUCCUCAGCAGACAUUUUGGACGGGGCCCUCGCCCUGACCGCAGGCGCCAGCGAAGACUCCUCAGGGUCAUCGUCACUCUAGUAAUGGCUUUCUUCCUGUGCUGGCUGCCCCUGCAUGUUAAUAAGACUGUCUCCAUGCUGCUGGAGUUUGGUUAUGUCCCGUACUCCUGCUUUUUGGAUCAGAUUUUACUGGCUGCUCAGCCGUACGUCACAUGUUUAGCUUAUCUCAACUCCUGCCUUAACCCUCUACUGUACGCUGCCUGCGACCCCUCGUUCAGGAAGAGGUGCAGGGGAGCCCUUCUCUUGUUGUGCAGGUCAAGCAGGAGGGGGGGAGAGGGAAGGGAGGGGAAGAAGGAUGAAGGAGAGGAAGAGAAAGAGGAAAGGAGUUCAGCUUGUCCCACAAGAACACAAGAGGAAACAGCAGAUAGGACAGAGGAGGGAGAAGAGGAGAGGCUGAGCGGGAUGAUUGCUGAGAUAACUGCUUGA
Trematomus bernacchii (emerald rockcod) is the source of this 1410-nucleotide messenger RNA. It is a transcript of the gene aplnr2, whose product is annotated as apelin receptor 2. The transcript has a single exon. NCBI's taxonomy places the organism in Eukaryota, Metazoa, Chordata, Actinopteri, Perciformes, Nototheniidae. Gene Ontology annotation, biological process: immune response; G protein-coupled receptor signaling pathway. Gene Ontology annotation, molecular function: G protein-coupled receptor activity. The record is from RefSeq and is a predicted model, not a curated record. Gene Ontology annotation, cellular component: membrane. The coding region runs from base 1 to 1410 and encodes 469 amino acids.